GACGCGCGUGCGGCGUGAGUAGUCUCUGCUACCGCUUAUGUUCACGCAAGAGUUUGCAGAGGCGAGAUUCUGUCCAGCCAGGUGCUUCAUCAAAAUCUCAGAUCAUUAUUUAAGGCCCUCCGUGUGUUUUAAAGCUUUACUGGUAUUUAAUACCGGAACGUACAGAAAGCGAUUCAUAGAAAGUUUGUAUGAUAGCGAGUUUCUACUAUAUAAGUUAGCCUUUCUUUAUCAUUAUCGACCGCUUUUGUUAGUGUACAUUUAAAACAAUACUGCUGUCGUCCGUUUUUGUUUCUCUGGUCGAAUGGCCUCUGUUGUCACAGUGAAGACAGAGAAGCGUCCUGCCCCUGUUACCGAGGAUGGUGACCCUGUGGCUAAGAAGGCCAGGAAGUUGUUGCCCAGCCUGAAGACCAAGCGCGCCCCUGAGCUGGUGCUGGUGAUCGGGACGGGGGUGAGCUCGGCCGUAGCUCCACAGGUACCCGCUCUGCGCUCUUGGAAAGGUCUGAUCCAGGCGCUGCUGGAUGCUGCCAAUGACUUUGAUUUGCUUGAAGAGGAAGAGAGUCGACGUUUCCAGAAAAGUCUGCAGGAGGACAAGAACCUGGUGCACGUUGCUCAUGACCUCAUCCAGAAACUUUCACCGCGGACGGGAAACGUACGCUCCACCUUCUUCAAAGACUGCCUCUACGAGGUGUUUGAUGACCUGGAAUGUAAGAUGGAGAAUGCUGGCAAGCAUCUCCUCAGCUCAGUGUUGCAACUGAUGGAGAGUGGAGCUCUGGUCCUCACCACCAACUUCGACAACCUGCUAGAGAUCUACGCUGCCCAUCAAGGGACCAAGCUUGAGUCUCUGGAUCUCACAGAUGAGAAGAAGGUGCUGGAGUGGGCUCAAGAGAAGAGAAGGCUAAGCGUGCUUCACAUUCACGGCGUUUACACCAACCCCAGCGGUAUCGUACUGCAUCCUGCCGGCUACCAGAACGUUCUGAGGAACACUGAAGUCAUGAGGGAGAUCCAGAAACUCUACGAAACCAAGUCGUUUGUGUUCCUAGGCUGCGGGAGGACGGUGGACGACACCACCUUCCAGGCCCUGUUCCUUGAGGCGGUCAAACACAAGUCCGACCUCGAACACUUCAUGCUGGUACGGCGAGAGGACGUUGGGGAAUUCAAGAAGCUUCGCGAUAACAUGCUGGACAAGGGCAUUAAGGUCAUCUCGUACGGAAACGAAUACGCCGACCUGCCGGAGUACUUCGAGCGGCUAGCCAACGAGAUCUGUCACCGGGACGUGGAGCGGGAGGUGGCGACGACCAAUGGUUGGGGAUCGCCCAUCUUAGAAGGCGAAGAUACCCAGAAUGGUUUUAUAACCCAGAAAAACCUCCUGCAAGACGACCACUCGUGACACAAGUGGCAGUCUUAAGAACAUUUCCACAGCUCCCCCUGCCGCUCAGGUCUGGUAUGACUAGAUCUUCACGCACAACAGACUUUCACUGUUUCAUGUGAUGCGAUGUCGUCGGGUUUUCCCUCGCGAGGGAAAGGAUAGAGAAAGCACCACCAAGGAAACUGUGAAUUCCCUCAUCUCAAAGAUAUGUUUAUGAAACUGCGUGUGUGUGUUUGUGUGUGAGAUGGAGUUUUUAUGUUGUGAUUGUUAUGUGUGGACCAGGAAUGAUGUUCAGGGCCAGUGGGAUCUUCAACAUAGAUAUGAAAUAUGAAAUAUGAGAUAUGAGAUAUGAAAUGUGGUUUGGCAAUUACAGACGUGGGCAAACGGUUUAACAGGAGUCUUAAAAUCUCCAUGUCAACGCACCAGCAUUAUUAUUGAAGUCAUUGGGUGGAUCUCAUGAAAACUGGGAUGAAAUAUGACCCACAUACGUGAAAAAUAAAAUCUAAUCUUUCGUUUUAGUAUUUCAUUUGAUUAAUAUUCACAAUAUUCCAAUGCAAAAUCAUCCUGAAACUGUCUUCAGUUUGUGUGUCCUUGAGGUUUUGUGGUAAAAUUGGAACUGUGCGUUUUUUGUGAGAUUCGCCCAGUGAGCCAGUCUAUUCUCUAGGUGGACACUCUGAACACCUUGUCGGUAUGACUGAGGUGUGAUUCAACAUGCAUGCGAUUUCUCAGGCUAUAUUUAGAAACAUCUCAGCUUUCCUCGUUCUACAUGAAAGGGUCACAAGACAAAUGAAGACAUUAAUAAAAAAACAUUGCCCUGAAGCCACUUUGUUUUACAUUUCAAUACACCAUUUUUGCACUUUGAUUCAUUUUCCAUUCAGUCUUAAGUGCUACGUCACUUGAAAUAUAUGUAAGCAGAUGUUUAUAAGACUUGUACUUUACUACAGUGAUCAGCUGUUGCGUCAUGUCCAGAAAUGUCUUAAGGUAUUUAUAUGCUAUUUUAAAAUAAAUCUUCUGUUUCA
This is a messenger RNA of Triplophysa rosa, 2385 nucleotides long. It is a transcript of the gene siral1, whose product is annotated as family with sequence similarity 118 member B. Lineage: Eukaryota; Metazoa; Chordata; Actinopteri; Cypriniformes; Nemacheilidae. The transcript is spliced from 8 exons. The record is from RefSeq and is a predicted model, not a curated record. The coding region runs from base 302 to 1387 and encodes 361 amino acids.